Molecule: messenger RNA, 1809 nt
Organism: Amphimedon queenslandica
Lineage: Eukaryota; Metazoa; Porifera; Demospongiae; Haplosclerida; Niphatidae
Exons: 6
Coding region: 38-1705 (555 amino acids)
Source: RefSeq, a predicted model, not a curated record
CCUUCUCAGCUGUAGUCUGACACUACAGUUAACCAAGAUGGCUUGUAUUGAAGGAGAUGGUGUACAAAAUGUGGGGGAACAAAGAGCAACAUCAGAGGCAGAGAAUAAUCGAGCUAAUGCAGAAGAAUACAGUGAAGAUAAGGUCGUAGAUGCUACGCAAAACUUCUCCCCGGGUGAUAUGACAGUCUUUGGUGUAAAUCUAGGGGUUAAGCUAGAAAAAAUUCAAACCAUAAAAGCUGAUAGUGCAGAUUCCAAACUACAUGGCUUACAAAUAUACAAGGAGUGGAGAAAAAGCAAGGGACCUCAAUUGACCCAGGAAGACCAUGACCAAUUAUCUAACGCUUUUACUAAAUGUGGUCAUCGUCGUAGUGACUUGGCCCUACGUCGAAGAACUACUACUGUUGAGCUUAAACAAUCUGCUGUUUACCCAAUAUUAGAGACUCUAUUUGAUAAUCGCCUUAAAAGCAAUGUUGAUAUUGCCAAGCUCAAAAAUUUUGGCUUAGCUCUAAAAAUGGAGAGUGCUGAUAUUGAUAAUAUCAUAGUCCUGAAUCAAAAUAAAGGAGAAUAUGAAGCAGUCAUUGCUCUUGCUAUCUUUACAGCAUGGAAGAGUAACAUAUCUCCAAGUGAUGAUAAUGAUGCAAAAGCAUGUGAGAUUCUUAAUGCUGCUUACAAAGCAAUGACUGAUGAGAUGGCAACUACACCAACAUCUUUAAUGCCUGGCUCUCCUUCACUGAAUUUUGAUGCAAAAGGCACUGAUCCAAAAGACACUGACCCUCUUAUAUCUCCUAAAACAGGCACUCAUGAUACAAAAAUGACAAAUUACAAAAUUGCAGCCUGUGUUUCCUUAAUAUUCUGCUUGAUUGUUGCAAUUUCAGUAGAAGUUUCACUGCUUACACUUGCUUUCAGCUACAAGCAAGAAGAAACAGUCACCAUAUUACCAGGAGACACAAUACGUCUUCCUCUCCCAGCAUAUGUACCUCCCUCACUCGAUAUAGUGCUCUGGGGUCAAGAAGACACUUGUAGUGCAGAGGUAUUGCUAGCAAAGUGUAGCAACAUUGAAACAAGGGAAGAAGUAUUAAGCUUUCUUCCUCAUAUUGAUUUUAAUUAUCUUGUUUCUGGUUCCAGUGUUACCAUUAGUGAAAGCGUCAUAAGACCGUACGAAAUUUGGCUCUUCUCGGAAGAAGUUGAUGCUGAUUCUGCUGUUAAGGAACAGUUUCGUGGUCAUCAUUGUCCAUCUGCAACUGAUCAUGAAGCUCUCUGUGCUUUGCUAAAAGUAGGAGAAGAAGCAGUCACAAUAGAUGUUACUGAGUCUUCAUACUACUUCUUUCGCUGUGAUCAAUUCCCUUUCAAUUGCUCUCAAGUCAAUACGUGGGGCAUUAACAAAAUGGUCUAUGACUUUAAUGUACCUCCUGAUGACAUUAUUGACAGUGCAAUAGUACAUGUACAGAACAUCUCUUCCAGGAUUAGGAUAAGAUCCAGUUAUUUCUAUUCUGAAGGUUCUGUCAGUGAUCUUUGCUUGCUUGCACAGCUCAACACAACUGUGUGUGGAUCAGAUAACUUAAUUUAUCGUAUGGACAUGAUCUAUAGCUCGAUAUUCCAUGAAGUGUUGGUGUAUGCCACAAUACUGGUUGGUCUAAUCAUGACUGUCCUGCUAAUAGCCUGUCUCGUUUGGUGCUACAGGAAUAGAUGUAAGACAACUCAGUGAAUUUCAAGGAAACAUUAACUCCUUUCAAUGAAGUGUAAUGAUAAUUAUUUGUAAUAGUACAAUAGUAAUAAUAAUAACUGUUAUGUCUACAUGUGACUAUUAUU